Brachypodium distachyon (stiff brome) is the source of this 1596-nucleotide messenger RNA. Its product is annotated as fatty acid desaturase DES3. The record is from RefSeq and is a predicted model, not a curated record. NCBI's taxonomy places the organism in Eukaryota, Viridiplantae, Streptophyta, Magnoliopsida, Poales, Poaceae. Gene Ontology annotation, molecular function: oxidoreductase activity, acting on paired donors, with oxidation of a pair of donors resulting in the reduction of molecular oxygen to two molecules of water. Bases 107 to 1285 code for a protein of 392 amino acids. The transcript has 8 exons. Gene Ontology annotation, biological process: lipid metabolic process.
UCCGGACGAGAGGAGGAGAAGGAGGGGGGAGUCCCGGAACAAAGCCCGAAUCUUUCUCCCAUCCAUCCCUCCCUUUUGUUCCUCCGCAGAUCCGGGCAGCGCAGCCAUGGCCGGGGCAACAAUGAGGCAGCAGCGGCCGGACCGGGAGGCGAGCUGCAAGGCCACGGAGGACCGCCGUGGCCCGGACUCCUUCGACGCCGCCAAGCCACCGCCGUUCCGCAUCGGCGACGUGCGCGCCGCCGUGCCGCCGCACUGCUGGCGGAAGAGCCCCCUCAGGUCCCUCUCCUACGUCGCCCGCGACGUCGCCGUCGUGGCGGCGCUCGCCGCCGCCGCCGCCGGGGGAAUCCGCGGCUGGUCGCUCCUCUGGCCGCUCUACUGGGCCGUCCAGGGCACCAUGUUCUGGGCUCUCUUCGUCCUCGGCCAUGACUGUGGCCACGGGAGCUUCUCCGACAGCGCGACGCUCAACAGCGUGGUCGGCCACAUCCUCCACACCUUCAUCCUCGUCCCCUACAAUGGCUGGAGGAUCAGCCACAGGACGCACCAUCAGAACCAUGGCCACAUCGAAAAGGACGAAUCAUGGCACCCGAUCACCGAGAAGCUGUACCAGAAACUGGAACCACGGACCAAGAAACUACGCUUCUCAUUACCGUUCCCGUUGCUGGCUUUCCCUGUCUACCUUUGGUACAGAAGCCCAGGGAAGAACGGCUCACACUUCCUUCCGAGCAGCGACCUGUUUAGCCCCAAGGAGAGGCGGGACGUGAUCAUCUCCACCACCUGCUGGUUCACAAUGAUUGCGCUGCUUAUCGGCAUGGCGUGUGUGUUUGGCCCGGUCCCGGUGCUCAAGCUGUACGGGGUUCCAUAUGUUGUGUUUGUGAUGUGGCUUGAUUUGGUGACGUAUCUUCACCACCAUGGUCAUCAGGACCUCCCUUGGUACCGUGGAGAGGAAUGGAGCUACCUCCGUGGUGGUCUGACGACCGUGGACCAGGACUACGGGUGGAUCAACAACAUCCACCAUGACAUUGGCACCCAUGUCAUCCACCACCUCUUCCCCCAAAUACCUCACUACCAUCUAGUAGAAGCAACAAAGGCAGCAAGGCCAGUGCUUGGUAGAUAUUACCGGGAGCCAGUGAAGUCGGGUCCGCUUCCAGUUCACCUUGUCAACACCCUCCUCAGGAGCUUGAGAGUUGAUCACUUUGUCAGUGAUGUUGGGGAUGUUGUCUUCUACCAAACUGACCCCAGCUUGGCUGGCGACGACAACGGGUCAGGAAUCGACAAGCGCAAGUGAUGAAAGAUUGAAACUGAAGUUACUACUGUUCAAGGAAGAAUGCCUGAUAGAUAUAGAGAGAUAUCAUAGCCUGCUGAGAAUAAGCAGAAAGGGCCUCCUGCUGAAAUCAAAGCAAGAAGCUCUGCAGCGGACAAGAUGCGAUGAUUGGUUGGUUCAUCACGAGAUUCAGAGAUCAUUGAUUAGAAGUUAGCAUUCUCCAAUUGUGGUUGUAACUAGCAGAUGUUGUUUCAAUUUUUUACCAAGUUUUGAAUGUGGAACUGUACCUGUAACAAAUUAAUUAAUUAUCCAAAUUGAUACUAUUCUGGAAGGAA